This is a messenger RNA of Manduca sexta (tobacco hornworm), 1239 nucleotides long. RefSeq names its product MORN repeat-containing protein 3-like. NCBI's taxonomy places the organism in Eukaryota, Metazoa, Arthropoda, Insecta, Lepidoptera, Sphingidae. The record is from RefSeq and is a predicted model, not a curated record.
AGGGUACUUGGCUUAGGUGAGAUGCAUGUACGUUAUAACCGCUAAAUCUAGUAUGUAUGUUACCAUCUUUGGGUAGGUACUGGACUCGGCUUUCAAAGUUCUAAAUAUUAUUAAAUUUUCCCAUUUAAAAUUACUAAAGAGUUUGUUAUACAUAUCUAUUGUAAACUGGGUGUCAAGUUUGUCAGUAAUAGUCAUAAUGUUUAUCAACAGAAUAUUUUUGUAGGCAUGCCUUUUUAUAAAAAGCAAAGAAAUUUUACUCCUCUGCUGGUAGCAGCUGAAAAAAAGUCAAUCAAAAAUGGUGUACACCAUGCUAUAUUUACGUCUAGGUUCGAUAAAUAUGUAGGCGACUGGAAAAACGAUUUGAAAGAAGGUAAGGGUCUAUUCCAAACCAUAAGUGGAAAAUUAUAUGAAGGAGAUUGGCAUAAAGGAUUCAGACACGGCUUCGGUACUCUCAGCAAUCGCCUUCCGAAUGGUACGUACAGUUUAGAAUACCGCGGAGAAUGGAUACGAGGCAAGCCUGAAGGAGUCGGUUGGCGGUACCAUGACAAUGGAGACAUAUAUUUCGGCUUUUGGAAGAAAGGUUGUCGACAUGGUUACGGCAAGAUGUGGUACGCUAAUGGGACAUUGUACGUUGGAUAUUGGAAUAUGAACAAAAGAUCGGGGAUGGGUAUGUUUGUCCAGUUAAACGGUAAUCGAUACGAAGGCCAUUGGGAGAACGACGAGAAGAGCGGCAUCGGUCGAUUCUACCACAUGCACACCGGACAGCUGCAGGAAGGAUGCUGGACGGGAGACGUCUGCAUCAGGUCUAAGAUGACCGACAUAAUUAUAAGACAAUUCUGCGACUUACCGACAGAAUAUCCUAUACCACCAGUUGAACUGAAAAAUGCAAAAAUAAUUUUGGAGAACAGCAUGUUAUGGUUGAAACAUAAGAUAGGCGAAAUUGACAACAACUUGAAAUACUGUAUCGAUCAAAUGUAUUAGUUGUCCUUAAUCAUACAAAACAAAUGUAACAUUGUAAAUUAUUUUCUUUAUACAAAACUCUACAUGAUUUACGUAAAAUUCUAAUAUUAAAUAUAAUGUCAUUACGAUAUCACAGCUUACUAAACUUAUUUUAUGGAUUAAGUAGCAGUCAAUAUCUUAUUGCGUCGCAUUUCCACCUCGAUUCGCUGCAUUGGCGAGAGCGCAUUACACAUUAUCGCGUGUAUUUAAUUUGUUAAGAGGAUCUUUAAGAAAAAAAAA